GGAGCGCAAAGACCUUAGUGUUGUUGGCUUUUAUAGGCUCACACUUGCUCACCACUGCCAUAGACGUUAUCAUCAGAGGCAAUAUUUAUCAGCAUUCAUGAUGAGAUCUGUCAUGUUUAAAUUAUGAUGAUGAAUAUAUAGAGCAAGGGGCGUAUACUUUGUCUCACGUUUAUCCCUGAGUCUGCUGUGAUCCAUCGUUGCUUAACAUAAGGACACAAUGUCAUUGUCUGAUUCGAGAACACUACCAGAAAAUGGCACGUGCCACGAAUAUAUUGACAUGGACUUGUUUCUGCAUUGUUCCCUUGCCCCCUCGAUUCUUAUUAUUUUGUUGCUGUCCUUCCUCGAGAGACGUAAAAAUAAAACAAUGAUUGAUGACAAAAUCCAACUGCUCAAUGGACGUUUUGGAAUUGUUAUCCCUUUAGAUCUCAUUGGAACCUUUAGCAACAGAUGGACAUUUGGCUUUGCAUUUGGAGCAAUCGCUAAUAAAGUUAUGUCCCUGUUUUUUGAGGAGUACUUGCCAGAAGGAGUUCCUCCCUGGGCGAGAGCACUUGCCCUUUUAGUUGGAGCAAUAGAAGUGGGGCUGUCAUAUUAUCCUAUUUUUGCUUGUCUCUCCACGGAUAAUAAACUGGUUGGAUCUAUUACUGGAUUUUUGUACUCUCUAGUUUGGUUUGUUGUGACAACAAUAUAUAUUGUGGGAUGCCCUCACGGAGAUACUAUAGGGCUAAAUGAAAAGGUUAUUAUUUACUGGCCAUCAUUACUGUGUCUCCUAUUCCUAAUAGUGCGAUUUGUUUACAUAUUUGUAAAAUCUAUAAGAAUACUAGUGGGAGUAGAGGAUGCCAACCAUGAAGAAAAAAGUUUUCUACCAGUACAUCAAGCAGAACACGUGAAAAGACUCUUCAGAAAACCUGUACUAAAACCGAAAUCCUGGUUUGAAAGAAAAAUAUAUGAUUGGGAUCCAUGCUUUAAAUUUCCAAGUAGAAUGGUUGGAACUACAGUCCUCUCCUUGCUGUGCCUUUACAUUUUUGUUACUCUAGAGCUUAAUGUUUUUAUAUGGAUUUCAAUAUUGUUACAAAACUUAGAGGAUAAUUUAUCCCAAACAGAGGGUUUUAAUGACACCAUUUGGAUACAGGAAUUAAACGAAUCUUUUAGAGGAGUUUCAUUUUUCACUACUUUCUUAUCAGUGUUUUUUUCUGUGUCAUAUGUAUUUCAUAUAUUAGUAUGCUACAGAAAACAUAUAAAGCGACUCUGGGUAGGAGAAAAAGGUUUCCUGCCCAUAAAACAACACAAACCUUAUUCCUCUGAAUGUGUGGCUGCCCUUGCAAGAUAUUCUGGCUGGCAAGUUGCAUACAUUUUAUGGGGUUACCUGAUAAUGCACCUUGUUCAGAUUAUGUUUGGAAUGCUUUUUGUGUAUAGUAUUGUUUAUCCAAUAAAGCACGGUGAAGCAUUGGCAUUACUGAGGGGAUGGGGCUUCUCAAUCCUUACACUUGCAAUUGUUAUCGUACUAAUGAAAUCCCAAGUUAUGAUAGCUGCUAUUUUCUUCCUGCAAGAUAAGAUUUGCCCUAACGAUAAGCAGAAGCCUUUAGCUCUUAAUAACAGGAAGGCAUUCCACAAUUUUAAUUAUUUCUUCUUCUUCUACAAUGUGAUCCUCGGAUUAAGUUCAUGUCUAUUUCGCUUGAUCUGUGGCUUGAUUUUAGGCAGCUGGCUUAUUGCACGAAUAGACAGGACAUUGCUACAAAGAGGGUAUGAAUCUGCUGAUAUGGGUUAUAAUACAUGGAUUGGAAUGCUAUACGUGGAUCAUUAUCAUACUAACCCUGUCCUUGUAAGCUUUUGCAAUCUUCUCCUGACAUCAAGAGCUGAGAGAAGACUAAGGGAAUCUUCUACAUAUCAAAAUUGUUCUAGUCUAACAGGAUUUCGUGUAUCAGCACAAGCUAAAACAAGAUGGCUCCUAUCGUAUACACUUUUAAGCAACCCAAGACUUAUAAUAAACAGGAAGAUUAAAGUACUGGAUGAUUUACAGAUAGUAAACAAUGUGAUUCAAAACAGACUUAUCCAGGCCUCAGUGAUGGAAGCUGAAUCAAGAAAUCAAGAAAAGCCCAUUGAUAUCAGCAGUGUGGAAAUCAGAGAAGGACACUCUAUAUUUUUUUAGACUCCAGACAAUAACCUGAAAAUAAAGAUAAUGGUACAUUCCAAGAAACAAAUCUUGAAAACUUCUGAAUUAAACAUUUCAGAUAUUUUGGACAAGUAUAGUGUAUUUUCUAUGUCAUUGUACACCAAUGUUUUAUUAAAAACAGUUAUAUUUUUUUCUAAAA
Molecule: messenger RNA, 2309 nt
Organism: Bombina bombina (fire-bellied toad)
Lineage: Eukaryota; Metazoa; Chordata; Amphibia; Anura; Bombinatoridae
Product: stimulated by retinoic acid gene 6 protein-like
Exons: 18
Coding region: 218-2146 (642 amino acids)
Biological process (GO): vitamin A import into cell
Cellular component (GO): plasma membrane
Molecular function (GO): retinol transmembrane transporter activity; signaling receptor activity
Source: RefSeq, a predicted model, not a curated record